UGAUGCAUCAUGGACGAAUGGUUUCAAAUGUGCAGUGUUGGCCAUUGCUAGGAAUUGCGGUGGAAAUGUCAUAUAAAGGCAUGUUUUUUGGGUGAGGCACUAUUAAUAUGGUUGAGGCCUGAGCUGCAUGAGAAGCUCGUAACCUGGCAUUAAACUUCAAAGAUUUUCCCAAAAUUAUAGGAGGGGAUUCCAAGCUUGUCAUCUCAUGUCUGCGUGGAGAAACUCAACCACCCUAGAGAAUAAAAAAAAAAAAAAAAAAAAAAAAACAUCGUCGAAGACUGCAUUGGCAUCAAGACCCAGUUCGAAAUUGGUUUGAAGUAUUGUCAUGUCUAGCGUGGGGCGAAUCAAUCUGCACAUUGGUGCUAGCCUAUCAACCUGCACAUCUUAACUUGAAUCUCCCUUCUCCUUUAGGGUUUUAUGUGUCAUUGUGAUUCGUGGGGACGUGCUACGGACCCCGGCUUCUGUAGCACCGAUUGGAUCUACAAAAAAUAGAAAGGGGGAGGAAAAUUCACUAUUCACCAUCUUCUUCCUCCAGACGAACGUAGAGCGGCGGCGGUACCCGCCCCUUUAAUCCCUUUCCCUCUUAUUUCAUUUUUUCCUCUUUCCCCUUUUCCCUUCAUCUCGCCGGCGACCAUUUCCAGACUGUUCUCAUAUCCUGUUCGCUGGUCCCUAGGGUGACCUCACAGCGGCGAGAUUUCCCCAUUUCCUCUCGGAUUUCCGGUGAAGUCUCACCGUUUUUCUCAGAUCCAUUAUAUCCCACACGCACAUCAACUUCAUUGAGCAUCUUGAUUCCCCAAAAAACUGGUCGCAGGUCCCCUGUCCAGCGUUCUCCUUAUCGACUGAGUAGAACCAAUAGCAGUUGCCAUUAUCUCUAACAGUUUUGGGCUGAAUCCGUGCAUGGAAGAUCACUCCCUCUCGAUAAACUAGCAGUCACACCCCUCAAUCCUCGUUGUUCAAGCUCGAUUGAAUAUCCUUUGUUGCAGGAACGAACCCAGGCUGAAAUCCGACCAGUUCUUGUUAGUUCGACAAACCCCAAACCCUGCUUAACGUUCGCACCGAAAUUGCUGGGAGAAUGCUAGAGAGGUUCUUCUUCUUAUCCACGAAACAAUAAAUCGAGAAGGAAAAGGAAUGCAGCAGCAACCAAAUGAUGCUCCUUUCAGGGCCCCCCUCAUGCGGGAAGACAUCUCUCCUCUUCCAGUUCGCUUUUAAUUCCGCUUACACUAGCUCCGCCCAUCGUCGUGUCGUCUUCAUCUGCAACCGCCGCAGGUUAGAGUCCAAACCCCCUUACUUAUCCCAGGGCAUCGAUGCCUCGUCUGAUGUGUUUAACCGAAUACGGAUGAAGUAUGUAGAAGAUUACGAGGGGAUCAACAAAUACUUGGCUGGAUUUCACCUGCACCAACUCGAAACCUACCCAGCAGCCAUCGUAAUCGAUGAUUUCGGAGAUUUCUUCGAUGACAAGAAUUGUAAAGAGAGACUGGGUAAUCCAAGAGGAAGAGACCUCGCCAUGGUUCGAACUCUGGCCUUGUGCCGGGAUGCCAUCACCCAUGCCAAUGAGAGCUUGGCGUCAGGAGAGCCUUGCAGGCUCUUGCUAUCUGAUACCCACCAUGGCGAUACUCCAAGGUUGUUGUUCAUCUACAAGAGAUGGAUUCCCUCCAUUUUUAUGAUCGAAGGGAAUGGAUCGGGAUCCUUCAUUCUGACAAGCAACGACAAUGCUUCGGGGAGUGGCUCCACAAGAAAUAGAAAGCGAUCUGCAAAAUUCUCCACGGCUCUACAGUAUUUAGUGUUGCAGGAGAUUAUUGAAGAAACCAAACAGUAAUCUCUUUCUUACUUCCAAGUUCCAACUACCAACUGCCUUGGUUAGUCAUCACAGACACAGAACAUCUAUUAUGAAUCUUGAUUCUGUAUUAAGAUAUAACAUCUAAUCAAUAUGGGAAAACUGACUGCAACUUUUCCCACAAUCCAGCAGCACCGAGCCCAAACCCCAUGGUCCCCAUCACAGAGACAGAGUCCCACUCUUGCCAGUUUCCACCCUCUCUUCAUUAAUGGGCAAAUUUCAACAUAAUGGCAUUAUUUAUAGCAGUGAUGAUCCRGCGAGAAGGUUUUUCUAUUUCUUUUCUUUUUCAGUAUAAUAUGUCCAUAAUAAGACCCUUAUCCCCACUUUUAUAUAAUGAUGAUGAUAGAAGAAUAGAACUAUAGAAGGGCUUUGGGCUUCUCUGAAAACAUGCGGUGAAGAACCGAGGAUUAAAAAGGAGGGAACAAAGGAAGGACACCAACAUCUUUUUGGGGGUUCAGCACCAAAACAAGUUGCCACGUGUACAAUUAUUUUUGUUGGAGGAAUUAGUACCGAGAAUCCAAAUAUAUUAGCUGGUUUUCCUCUGUUAGUUACUAUGCUCUGCAGAGUUUCUUCUCUUAAAGUUGGAAAUUAUUUGUGAAAAACUGAAACUUCAUGUCUUUUCACUAAAAUGUCUUCUUCAGUACAUUAUCCAUGAUCUGCUAAGACUUCAUGUUAUUUUUUUUAUUGGUCGUGGAGCUUGGGAUCUGAAGAGGUGGAUGAGUUCAAGAUGAUUUCAAUACUGAAACAGCUGCCGCUUAUAAAUCCUUGGUUGAUUUCUGAAAAGUGCAAUUGACUGCAUCUAGUAGCAUUACACUAAGCGGUUUCUUCCUUUUAGAACAUUUGGGAUCUAAUUUUUUUGGUUAAUUUCUCUUUUGUUGGAUGAAAUGCCUUAUUACUUGUUUCUGGAUUUCUUGUAAUUCAAUUCAUAGAUAUUCUGAAUCUAUAUGCAUCAAAGUUUUAGUAUU
Nelumbo nucifera (sacred lotus) is the source of this 2799-nucleotide messenger RNA. Its product is annotated as tRNA dimethylallyltransferase. Gene Ontology annotation, cellular component: Shu complex. Gene Ontology annotation, biological process: double-strand break repair via homologous recombination. Lineage: Eukaryota; Viridiplantae; Streptophyta; Magnoliopsida; Proteales; Nelumbonaceae. The record is from RefSeq and is a predicted model, not a curated record. Gene Ontology annotation, molecular function: single-stranded DNA binding.